Molecule: messenger RNA, 1945 nt
Organism: Chroicocephalus ridibundus (black-headed gull)
Lineage: Eukaryota; Metazoa; Chordata; Aves; Charadriiformes; Laridae
Gene: GDF11
Product: growth differentiation factor 11
Exons: 3
Coding region: 789-1823 (344 amino acids)
Cellular component (GO): extracellular region
Molecular function (GO): growth factor activity; cytokine activity
Source: RefSeq, a predicted model, not a curated record
CAUGGGGACAUGGAUGUGGGAACACAGAUAUGGACUGCGGGAUGUAGGGGUGCGGGGACAUGGGGACGUGGGGACAUGGGGAUGUGGACGUGGGGACAUGGGGACAUGGAUGCAGGGACGUGGCGACAUGGGGACAUGGGGAUGUGGGGACGUGGGGACGUGGGGACAUGGGGACAUGGGGAUGUGGAUGUGGGGACAUGGGGACAUGGGGAUGAUGUGGGGACAUGGGGACAUGGGGAUGGGGACAUGGGGAUGUGGGGACAUGGGGACAUGGAUGUGGGAACACAGGGAUAUGGACUGGGGGAUGUAGGGGUGUGGGGACAUGGGGACAUGGGGACGUGGGGAUGUGGACGUGGGGACAUGGGGACAUGGAUGUGGGGACAUGGGGACAUGGACCUGGGGAUGUAGGGGCAUGGGGACAUGGGGAUGGGGGGAUGCAGGGAUGUGGGGACAUGGGGAACGUGGACGUAGGGACAUGGACACAAGGGGAUGUGGACGCGGGGAUGUGGGGACGUGGGGAUGUGGGGAUGGGGGAAGUGGAUGUGGGGACAUCAAUGUGGGGACGUGGGAAUGUGGAUGUGGGGACAUGGGGACAUGGACCUGGGGAUGCAGGGACGUAGGGAUGUGGGGACACAGGGACAUAGGGACGUGGACAAAGGGACGUAGGGAUGUGGGAACGUGGACGUGGGGACAUCGGGACGUGGAUGUGGGGACAUGGGGACGUGGAUGUGGGGACGUGGACAUAGGGGUGUGGGGACCUGGGGAUGGGGAUGUAGGGACAUGGGGACAUGGGGACAUGGACCUGGGGAUGUGGGGACGUGGGGACGUGGACACAGGGACGUGGGGACAUAGGGACAUGGGGAUGUGGACAUGGGGACGUGGACAUAGGGACGUGGGGACAUGGGGAUGUGGAUGUAGGGACAUGGGGACAUGGGGACGUGGACCUGGGGAUGUGGGGACGUCGGGACGUGGACGUGGGGAUGUGGACGUGGACACGUGGGGACACGGGGACAUGGGGACGUGGACGUAGGGACACGGGGACGUGGACGCAGGGACGUCGGGACGCAGCGGACCCGGUGGUGCAGAUCGAGGGCAACCCCCAUUGCUGCUUCUUCAACUUCAGCCCCAAGAUCAUGUUCACCAAGGUGGUGAAGGCGCAGCUGUGGGUGUACCUGCGCCCGGUGCAGCACCCCUCCACCGUCUACCUGCAGAUCCUCCGCCUGAAGCCGGUGACGGAGGAGGGCAGCCGCCACAUCCGCAUCCGCUCCCUCAAGAUCGACCUCAACUCCCGCGUGGGGCACUGGCAGAGCAUCGACUUCAAGCACGUGCUGCAGAACUGGUUCAAGCAGCCGCAGAACAACUGGGGCAUCGAGAUCAACGCCUUCGACCCCAACGGCAACGACUUGGCCGUCACCUCCCUGGGACCCGGCGCCGAAGGGCUGCACCCCUUCAUGGAGCUGCGGGUGCUGGAGAACAACAAGCGUUCGCGGCGCAACCUGGGGCUGGACUGCGACGAGCACUCGACCGAGUCGCGCUGCUGCCGCUACCCCCUCACCGUCGACUUCGAGGCCUUCGGCUGGGACUGGAUUAUCGCCCCCAAGAGAUACAAAGCCAACUACUGCUCGGGGCAGUGCGAGUACAUGUUCAUGCAGAAGUACCCCCACACCCACCUGGUGCAGCAGGCCAACCCCCGGGGCUCGGCGGGGCCCUGCUGCACCCCCACCAAGAUGUCCCCCAUCAACAUGCUCUACUUCAACGACAAACAGCAGAUCAUCUAUGGCAAGAUCCCGGGAAUGGUGGUUGACAGAUGCGGGUGCUCUUAAAAAAAAAAACAGCCCGGCUUGGGGCUGCCCCCCUCCGCCCCCACCCCGGCCCCCCCCCCCCAACCCCCCCCACCCCAGUCCUCCUCCUCCUCCUCCUCCACCACCAACAAACUCCUCUUCCA